AUUUCUCUACAGCAAAUUGUAGAGAUUCAUGAUCAUGGAGAAGCUCCAGUCUCUGAAGUCCUCCCUGCUGCUGAGGAGGGCGUCCUCCAACCUCAGGACGUCCACACUCCAGCUAGCUCCUCUGAAGAUGAUGAAGCGGAGGAGCCGGAGAACAACCACAUUUUCUGGCGAUAUGAAUUUGGCUCCAAGCUGGGUGAAGGAAGCAACAGCCACGUACAUGCAGGGACUCGCUGCAAGGAUGGCCUUAAGGUGGCUGUGAAAAUUGCUGAAAAGACUCCAAAUAUGCCAUAUUUAAGAGUUCCUGGUCAUCCCAAACACCUUCCCAUGGAGAUCGGCCUGACACUCAUGGCUAAUAAGGGCCCCCGUGUUCCACAGAUAAUUAAGCUGCUGGACUGGCAGGAUGACCCGGACCACUAUGUCAUGGUCUUUGAGCGGCCCGUGCCAAGCAUGAGCAUGUUUAGUUUUGUGAAGCUCCAACGAAGGCUCAAUGAAGAGAUGGCACGAAAUGUUAUGUCUCAGGUCAUUCAUGCCUCUAAGAUUUGCUGCGAGCGUGGAGUCUUCCAUCGAGAUAUAAAACUGGAGAACCUCAUAGUGAACCCCGACACGUUGGAGGUCAAGUUGAUCGACUUCGGGUGCGGCACGCUCAUGAAGGAUUCUGCCUACGUGGCCUUCAAUGGCACAGAAAUUUUCUGUCCACCGGAGUUUGAUGUCGACGGCAGGUACCAUGCAAAGCCGGCGACAGUUUGGUCAUUGGGGAUCCUGCUGUUUGUGAUGGUGUGCGGGUAUUUUCCAGAAGACAAAGACCUGCACAUGAUCAGUAAGAACGUUCAGUCCAACCCUGACCUGUCAAAAGAGUGCUGCCAGAUGAUUUGCUCUUGCCUGCAGCAUGAUCCACAGCAGAGACUUAUUCUGGAGGAGAUGCUGCUUCAUGACUGGUUUAUGGUACUAAGAGUCUAAGAUUUGCUAAAUGUUUUUCUUCUCUUCUUCUUCUUCUUCAUACAAUCAUUUUAAACAUUUAAAAGUCAAGUUUGCUCUAAAUGUAAGGUAUUUUGAUUAAUAACACUGAUUUAUGUUUCAGGUUCUGUAAGACAUGGGAAACAACCAAAAACGACUCCCCUGUCAGGACCACUGUGUUGUUUUCUGUCUCCAGUCAGCUUUGUGUCCAGCAGACUGACAUGAGUGGCCUUUCCAUCCCUUGAAGCAGCAUUAUUUAUGUUUAUCAUUUGUUUUAGUUAUUUGUAUUGAGUAUUAAGAAUCAUUUUUAUAAGAAAAAAGUAUUAAAAUAUUAAGUAUUAAUAAUAAAUUUGUGUUAAGAUAUUGUCAUGGUUGGUAAAACCGUCGUCUCUGUUGAUCAC
Messenger RNA from Carassius gibelio (silver crucian carp), 1355 nucleotides. Its product is annotated as serine/threonine-protein kinase pim-2-like. Gene Ontology annotation, biological process: protein autophosphorylation; negative regulation of apoptotic process; regulation of mitotic cell cycle. The transcript is spliced from 6 exons. Gene Ontology annotation, molecular function: protein serine/threonine kinase activity; ATP binding. The coding region runs from base 283 to 957 and encodes 224 amino acids. The record is from RefSeq and is a predicted model, not a curated record. Gene Ontology annotation, cellular component: cytoplasm. NCBI's taxonomy places the organism in Eukaryota, Metazoa, Chordata, Actinopteri, Cypriniformes, Cyprinidae.